AUGCUAUGGAAUUUUCAGACGUUCAGUUGCUGGCUCAAGCUGCCAAACAUGGCUGAGUGGCAAUUCGUGUUUCAAAUGUGGGAUGGGGUCCUGCCCAACCCAUGGGACUAUGAAUCUUUGCGCGUGCCACGCGAGAUGCAAGGCGACGUUUUCUUGGAGCGAGACAUACCAGGAAUCAUUCGGAGAGUUCAUGCGAAGGCAGCGCGGCAGUACUCCAUGGCUGUGCAGUUCUGGCAGGACCUGCAAGACUGUUUCGCCUUGUGUUACCAGCCCUUGCUUCGCGAAGAAGAACUCCAGGCUUGA
This is a messenger RNA of Cladocopium goreaui, 303 nucleotides long. Lineage: Eukaryota; Dinophyceae; Suessiales; Symbiodiniaceae. The record is from the annotation of a GenBank genome assembly.